AUGUAUGUCGUCAAACGACAGGUACCUGUCCUCAUCGGGGCAGUUCUCCUUCUCCUCCACCAUUUCCCCAUCGCCCAUUCCCAGCCCCUACCCAUCCCCGGCGCCCAACCCAUCCCCGGAGCCCUACCCGUACCCGGCGCGCUACCAGUUCCCGGCGCCCAGCCCGUUCCCGGCGCGCUACCAGUCCCCGGCGCGCAGCCUGGCGCGCCCGGCCAAGCAUGCGAGCCGAUUCCGACGGACAAGACUCAGCUCAACGCAUGGUUCGAGCGCAAUGUGGCUCAAAUGUCGCAGUCGGUAGUGUCGGCGCAAUCGGUGCUGAGCGCCGCCCUGGCCGGACCGCCAAAAGUGAUCACGGUCAAGGCCGACGGGAGCGGGCAGUUCAAGUGCAUCACGGAAGCCGUAAACAGCAUCCCUCCGGACAACAAGCAGCGCGUAGUGAUCUUCAUCGGGGCCGGGAACUACACGGAGAAGGUGAAGAUUGAGAGGAACAAGCCCUUCAUCACCUUCUUCGGAGACCCGCUGUGCAGGCCGACCAUGGUGUUCGACGGCAACGCCGCCAAGUUCGGGACGGCCGACAGCGGGACGCUGAUCGUGGAGUCGGACUACUUCACGGCGAUCAACAUGGUCAUUGUGAACUCGUCGCCCCGGCCCGACGGGAAGAUGGUGGGAGCUCAGGCGGUGGCGAUGAGGAUAAUGGGCGACUACGCGGCCUUCUUCAACUGCAGCUUCCAUGGCUUCCAGGACACGCUGAUGGACGACAUGGGGAGGCAUCUGUACAAAGACUGCUACAUCGAGGGCACUGUGGACUUCAUCUUCGGGAGCGGGCAGUCUCUGUAUCUCAACAGCGAGAUCCACGUCAUCCCGGGGGACCCCAUGGCCAUCAUCACCGCCCAUUCGAGGAAGACCCUGCCGGAGACCAGCGGCUACGUCUUCGUGCACUGCAACGUCACCGGCACCGGCGGGAUCGCGUAUCUGGGGAGGACCUGGUUCGACUGCUCCCGGGUGAUCUUCGCCUACUGCGAGCUGACAGACGUGGUCCAUCCUCAGGGCUGGUCCAACAACAAUCAUCCCAACACCGACGCCACCGCCUACUUCGGGGAGUACAACAACCAAGGUCCCGGAGCUCUGCUGGACCAGCGAGCACCCUUCACCAAGAGGAUGACCGACGCCGAGAUUCAGCCCUUCCUCAACCUCGGAUACAUCGAGGCUGCCCAGUGGCUGCAGAUUCCCACUCUUCCUGCGCCUCAGCCUCAGCCGCAGGCCAUUUAAUCCUUUU
Molecule: messenger RNA, 1276 nt
Organism: Andrographis paniculata
Lineage: Eukaryota; Viridiplantae; Streptophyta; Magnoliopsida; Lamiales; Acanthaceae
Product: pectinesterase 1-like
Exons: 2
Coding region: 1-1269 (422 amino acids)
Biological process (GO): cell wall modification
Molecular function (GO): pectinesterase activity
Source: RefSeq, a predicted model, not a curated record